AAGAAUUUUCCUGCCGUUUGCUGUCUCUGAAACGAAACAUCAACUCUUCUUUCCCGGAAAGUCAUCUGCAAUUGCAUAGUUCAUAUUAAAACUAACGAAUUCUAAAUUCGAAUCUCCUUAAUGCCGAAAAAAGCCCUCAUUUUUCUUUCAAUUCACUUCUCCGCCCUUUUCCUUUGCCUCAGUCAUGCCAAGUCCCAGACCUAUGAUCAGGAAAAAGAAAUCCUGCUAAGGCUAAGGCAAUACUGGCAAAAUCCACCUCCUCUUAAUCAAUGGACCCCUUCGACCUCCUUCUCUCAUUGCUCUUGGCCUGGGGUCAACUGCACAAACAGUUCCAUCACUGGACUUCAUUUUACCAACAUGAAUAUCAGCGGAAUGAUCCCUCCCUUCAUUUGUGACCUCAAGAACCUUACAGUUCUUGAUUUUUAUAACAACAGCUUCACUGGAAGGUUCCCUGUGGCUCUCCUUAGUUGUUCCAAGCUCCAGUACCUGAACCUCUCUCAAAACUACUUUGUUGGUGUCAUUCCUGAUGAUAUUGACGGCUUCUCCGGGCUCGCAUUCCUUGACCUUUCAGGCAAUAAUUUCACCGGUAACAUUCCAACAACAAUUGGGCGGUUACAGGAGUUAAAAGAGCUUAAACUUGAUCAGAAUCAGUUUAACGGUACUUUUCCUCUAGAAAUUGGCAACUUGUCCAACCUUGAAGUGCUAUCCAUGGCCUACAAUAGUUUUCUACCCUCAAGUUUGCCUUCCAAUUUCACCCAGCUGAAGCAACUCAAGUGGUUCUGGAUUUCUGAUGCAAAUCUAUUCGAGGAGAUUCCAGAAACGAUAGGAGAAAUGGUGGCACUGGAGCACUUGGAUUUAUCAAGGAAUAAAUUAACAGGGAAUAUCCCCCGCAGUUUGUUCAUGUUGAAGAAAUUGAGUGUCCUGUAUCUUUUCAAGAACGAGCUAUCUGGGGAGAUUCCUCGUGUUGUUGAAGCUUUGAACUUAGUUGAACUUGAUCUUUCGGAUAAUAAUUUGACAGGGAAAAUACCAGAUGAUUUUGGGAAACUUCAGAAUUUAUCAGUUUUGAAUUUGUUCUACAAUCAAUUAUCAGGUGAAAUCCCUAAAAGUAUUGGUCGUCUUCCAGCACUGAUUCGUUUUAGCUUGUUUAGCAACAAUUUAUCAGGUGUUCUCCCUCCAGACUUGGGCAGAUAUUCAAUGCUUAAUACAGUUGAGGUGUCAUCUAACAGGCUUACUGGCAAGCUGCCUGAAUUUCUAUGCAAUGGAGGAAAUUUAGUAGGAGUGGCAGCCUGCGAUAACAAUUUCAACGGAGAGUUGCCAGAAUCACUUGGGAAUUGUAGUAGUUUGCAGACGUUGAGGAUCUCACGUAAUGCAUUUACUGGCAAUAUUCCUGUUGGUUUAUGGACAGCAUUGAAUUUGGAAUAUCUGAUGCUAAGCGAUAAUUUGUUCACGGGCGAACUUCCUAAUGGAGUGUCAAGGAAUCUUAGAAGGCUAGAGAUCAGUAACAACAGAUUUUCUGGUAAAAUCCCCAUUGGUGCUUCUUGGAGGAAUGUCAUGUUUUUUAAUGCCAGUAAUAACUUAUUUUCUGGCACAAUCCCUCAAGAGUUAACUACUCUUCCUCUUCUCGCUAUUCUUCUGCUUGAUAGGAACCAACUCACUGGAGCCCUUCCAUCUGAUAUAGUCUCAUGGAAGUCAUUAACUAUUCUUAAUAUGAGCCAAAAUCAACUUUCGGGACAAAUCCCUGGGGAAAUUGGUUUUCUACAUAAUCUUCACCUACUGGACUUGUCAGAUAACCACUUUUCUGGCCAAAUUCCACCUGAGUUUAGCUCCUUGAAGCUUACUUUUCUUAAUCUCUCUUCCAAUCAUCUCACAGGGGAAAUUCCAAUCAGUUUAGAAAACGUUGCUUAUAACAGCAGCUUCUUGAACAAUCCUGGUCUCUGUACUAGAAAUUCAUUGCUAAGCCUUAAUCUAUGCAAUUCCAAUAGCCAAAAAUCAAGCAAAAAUUCAACCCAAUCCAUAGCUCUGAUAUCAGGUAUUCUAGCAACAGCCUUUUUGCUAGCUUUGCUACUCUCAUUCUUUGUGAUCAGAUUCUACCCAAAGAAAAAGCGCGUACUAAAUUCAACAUGGAAGCUCAUCUCAUUUCAGAAAUUGGAUUUCACAGAAUCAGACAUAUUGUCAGGUUUAACAGAAACCAACCUGAUUGGAAGCGGAGGAUCAGGAAAAGUAUACUGCGUUGCUACGCAUCGAUCAGGUCUUGUUGCUGUGAAAAGAAUUUUUAGUGACAAGAAGUUAGACCAAAAACUUGAGAAACAAUUCCAUGCAGAAGUUCAGAUAUUGGGUACGAUAAGGCAUUUGAACAUAGUGAAGCUGCUUUGCUGUAUUUGCAAUGACCAUUCAAAACUUCUCGUCUAUGAAUAUAUGGAGAGACAUAGCCUGGACCAAUGGCUGCAUGUGAAGAAGAGAUCAACAAGUGUCUCAGGUUCAGCCUGCUUGGACUGGCCUACGAGGCUACGGAUUGUACUGGCAGCAGCCCAGGGCCUGUCCUACCUGCACCAUGACUCCUCGCCCCCCAUUAUUCAUCGAGAUGUGAAAUCAAGCAACAUACUGCUAGAUUCUGCUUUCAAUGCAAAAAUUACUGAUUUUGGUUUGGCCAGGGUGUUGGUUAAGAAAGGAGAAGACACAGCAUCUGUUGUGGCUGGCUCUAUCGGCUAUAUAGCUCCCGAGUAUCAAACUGCGAGAUUGAACGAGAAAAUUGAUGUUUACAGCUUUGGGGUUGUCCUUCUUGAACUAACAACUGGGAAGGAGGCUCAUUUAGGGGAUGAAAAUAGAAGCCUAGCAGAAUGGGCAUGCAAUCACAUGGUUGAAGACAGACCUAUAGUCGAUGCUUUGGACAAGGAGAUCAUGGGAUCUUCUUGCUUGGAUGAAAUGAUCACUGUUUUCAAACUUGGGGUUAAGUGUACAAGCAAACUGCCUUUUGAUAGGCCUUCCAUGAGAGAGGUCUUACAAAUCUUAGUUCAAUGCAGUCGUCCGCUUGUUUAUGGAGUGAAGAAUACGGGUAUUGAACUCAAGCAAGGACGUGCGUCAGACAGUGAUGAUAAUGUCUGAGCUCUCUCUGUUGGCACACAUGCAGUAUUAUUGAGAUUUAGCUCAAUGAUGCUAGAGUCGUCCCCAAAGCUAUGAUAUCUCAAGUUCAAGUUCCAAUGGCAUCCAAUUGUAAAAAAGAAAGCCCCAAUUUGAAGUUUUCGGCAGCAAUAGGUUAUAGAAUAUUUUUAGGCAACCAAAUAUUAGCUAGAGCGUCAGAUAACCGGUAAACUUUAAGAAAAUAAGCAGAUCUUGCACAACUGUGUGCAACUCAGCAGCCUUCGUGCACUUGUACUUUCUGAGACUUCCACAAUCCAAGCAAGCAUAGAUGGCAUUGUAAAGAGUUCAUUACACUAUAUUUUGCACUUAUCUACUUUCUCUCAUAA
Messenger RNA from Hevea brasiliensis (rubber tree), 3464 nucleotides. RefSeq names its product receptor-like protein kinase HSL1. NCBI's taxonomy places the organism in Eukaryota, Viridiplantae, Streptophyta, Magnoliopsida, Malpighiales, Euphorbiaceae. Gene Ontology annotation, cellular component: plasma membrane. Gene Ontology annotation, molecular function: protein kinase activity; ATP binding; protein binding. Gene Ontology annotation, biological process: hormone-mediated signaling pathway; protein phosphorylation. The record is from RefSeq and is a predicted model, not a curated record. Bases 121 to 3102 code for a protein of 993 amino acids. The transcript is spliced from 3 exons.